Molecule: messenger RNA, 462 nt
Organism: Necator americanus (New World hookworm)
Lineage: Eukaryota; Metazoa; Nematoda; Chromadorea; Rhabditida; Ancylostomatidae
Exons: 7
Coding region: 1-462 (153 amino acids)
Source: RefSeq, a predicted model, not a curated record
AUGUCAAAGGUUUUCACGGUACUGGUUUUUUGUGGGAUCAUUCUCCACUUUUCUGUUUCCGAGCUUCGCUACGAUCCAUGGACAAAAAUAAUUCCAGCAGAAUGUGGCGAAAAUAAGGUGUACAGAACUGGUGGUGCAUGCGAGCCUAGUUGCUAUGGCACCCCUAGAUUCUGCACAAUGCAACUUAUUAUUGGCUGUUUCUGUAAGGAAGGCUUCUAUCGCACCAUUGACGGCAGAUGCGUUGCCGACUGUUCGGAUGAUCCAUGGGCGGGAAACUUUUCGACCUGUGGCGAAAAUGAGGUGAUCGGAACUGGAGAUUUAUGCGAGCGUAGCUGCUAUGUCAAUAUUGAACACUGCCCACCGGCACAUGAACAUGCCUGUAUCUGUAAGGAAGGCUUCUAUCGCACCCUUUUCGGUAAAUGCGUUGCCGACUGUUCAGCCGAUGAGUUCUUUGGUCGUUGA